Molecule: messenger RNA, 1480 nt
Organism: Lactuca virosa
Lineage: Eukaryota; Viridiplantae; Streptophyta; Magnoliopsida; Asterales; Asteraceae
Source: the annotation of a GenBank genome assembly
GCCCAUAAACAUCCUCAACAUUCAUAUAUCACUUACAAUGGCUUCACAACGAUACCUUUCGUUUCUUUCUUUUCUUCUCGUCCUUGUUCUCUUCUGUGUCUCACGGUAUACUUGUACUUCCCAUGAAUCAGGCUUAUGUAGACCAUAUACUCGUUAUAUGAAAACAAUUAAAGAUUUCAUGUUUCAAGAGUCAUACGUUUUUGCUGAUUCAGCUCUCGUUGCAACUAAGACAUUCGAUGUCGAUUCUUAUGGUGCUAAAGGUGAUGGCAAAAAAGAUGAUACAAAGGCAUUCAAGAAGGCAUGGAAGGCAGCAUGUUCAUCAACCACAGAAGCAGUUUUUAGUGUGGCCAAGAACAAGAAGUACCUUGUAACGCCAAUUAAGUUUAAAGGUCCUUGCAAAUCUUCGCUAACCAUGGAGGUUUCGGGAACCAUUUUAGCGUCAAAGCAAGAGUCGAAAUAUAAGAAAGACGAGAGGCAUUGGCUUAGAGUGGAUCAUGUUGAUAACUUGUUGAUCCGAGGAGGGGGAGUCAUCGAUGGCAAUGGAGACUUUUGGUGGAGUAAUUCCUGCAAAGUCAACAAGACACUCCCAUGCAAGGAUGCCCCAACGGCUUUGACGCUCUACAAGUGCAAAACAUUGAUGGUGAAUGACUUGACAAUUCAGAAUGCACAGCAAAUCCAUAUUUCUUUCGACAAUUGUGAGAAUGUUCGAGCUUCAAAUCUUCAAGUGACUGCACCAGGAGAUAGCCCCAACACUGAUGGAAUUCAUGUCACCCACACCAAGAACAUCACAAUAUCCAAUUCUGUUAUAGGAACAGGGGAUGAUUGCAUUUCAAUUGUGAGCGAAUCAAAAAAUGUUCAAGCCACGGGCAUAACAUGUGGACCGGGUCAUGGGAUUAGUAUUGGGAGCUUGGGAUCUAAAAACUCAGAAGCUCAUGUUUCGAAUGUCAUGGUUGACGGGGCUCAACUUACUGGAACAACAAACGGUGUUAGAAUUAAGACUUGGCAGGGAGGUUUGGGGAACGCAAGUCAAAUUACAUUUCGAAAUAUUAAGAUGAAGAAUGUGAGCAACCCUAUCAUCAUAGACCAAAAUUAUUGUGAUCAAGCUAAAUCAUGUAAAGAACAGGAUUCAGCUGUCGAAAUAAAAAAUGUGACUUAUCAAAAUAUUACUGGGACUAGUACGGAUAAAGACGCGAUAACGUUCGAUUGUAGCGAAAAUCAUCCAUGUCAAGGGGUUGUAUUACGAGAGAUCAACCUUACACACAAGGACGGUGGUGACACUCAGGCUGUUUGCAACAACGUCAAAUUAACAUAUAUCGGAAAAGUUUAUCCAAGGUGCCCGAAAGAUACUAUUCAAACACAACAAGCAAUUGGGGCGUAUAGUUAUCGUUGAUCAUACUAUUUGUGUAUUUAAAUUAUUAUAGUGUAUGCAUACUAUUGAAAUAACACGUCAUAUUCUCUUUAUAGGGUUGUUUAUAAAUCU